UGCUGAGUCUCAUCAGCUCUUUGCAGAUUUUUGUGAUCAGUCCUUUAUCAUUAGUGUUGGGUGCAAAAAUGUUCUCCCAGUUGUUGGGGUUUCUCUUUGUUUUUGUUAUUGUCUCUUUUGCUGUGCAGAAGCUCUUUAAUUUGAUGUAGUCCCAGCUGUUUAUCUUUGCCUUCACUAUCACUCCUUUGGGUGAUGUGUCUGUAAAGAUGUCUUUGAUGUGCAAAUCCCGUAGUGUUUCGCCUAUAUUUCCUUCUACAUGCAUGACUUUCUAAAGGAAGGAGAACAUAGCAAAAAACAGAACAUAGAUAACAGAGAGUGCUUAUAUCUAGGUGAUAUAGAUAAUAUAACUAAAUAGUCUUACACAGUGAAUAGAUAACUCAGUGAGGAAUAUUGUAUUGAAAAUUUUUGCCAAUUCAUUCCUUCUCUGAAUAGGGUGAAAUUUAGUGUAGAAAACACCAUAAACUGGUAAAUUGGUAGAAAACACCGAAUAUUUAGGUCAUUUACGACUUCCUACACUGAUUUGGUGGAAAUGAAUUAAACUCCAAGCAGAAAUCAUGCCGUUUCACCUUCACUUUGACUAGCUCCCACUGAGGACAUUUUGAUUUAGAAGAAAUCAGGGUAACUUGAGUUCCCAUAAAAACUCCAUUCAGACUUUCUAAAAGGUUACCUUGAGAGUGUUGGGGUUAAGUUUUCUGGACUUGCUCUUGAAUCCUAGAGCAAGUUAGGGUAAUUAGGCAGUUUUAGGGACAUUGCAGGAGGGAACCUCUGAAGAGUUUAGGAAGCCUUCAGAGAUAAGGGCAACAAGAGGAAUGUAAUUAAUUCCACUGGGAAUAAUAAACAUCCCAGGACCAAGGGCAACAUUGUUAACACUGGCCUUGGUUUCCCUCAGGUGAUAAAGGGAUGUGGAGUUUGGGGAAAUGGAGAGUGGUUUAAUUUAUGGACAAAUUAGGAGGGCAGCAGACUCAUGUCUGGUAGACCACCGUCCUCCCCUUUGUCUGAGCGCAGGGAAAUUUAUGCAAGGGGGAGAUGAGAAGGGGUCAGCACCAGUGGGCGCCAGCCUGUUUUUCUUCAAUAGCUGAUGUUUAACUUUCUCUUCCCUGGAAUGCAGGGGUGCUCAUCUGGGAGACUGGGCCAUAAAGAUAAAUCUGUCAAACAAGGGGGAAGGUGCAACAAAUGGGGAAAGACAAACCUGUUCCAUAAGGAAUGUGAAGAUCCCCCGCUCAGUAGCACAUUAAGUGAGACAGCCUAGAACUAACCAAUCACAAAAAGACUGGUGGAGCUUUAGAAUAAUGAGGGAAAGAAGGUAUAUAUUCCCUGAGACAGGACUCCACUUUGGCUUCUUUGCCCCUCCCAGGCCUGGUUUCAUGGGCUGGGAGUCCCACUUUAUUUGUUUCCUUUUCUCCUCACUAAACUUUUUCUUUCUCUAAACAAACCUGCCUCUUCUCGCUUGCUUGCCUGAGCGUCUGCGAAGUUCCUGCUGCUGCUUCGUGAGACACCAACCCGUGGCGGGUCUAGUGGCUGGGGCUCAGCGCUGCCCCUGCAGCCUGGGAUCCGUUCCUGGCUGGGAGACUAGGCCUGACAAUUCCGGCUGGUCAUGAUGUCUAAAGGUCAGACAUCUGUUUUGGAUAAUAGCUUUCGAAUGAAGCUUCUGAAGAUCGAUUCACAGCUGGAGGAGGAAGAAGUGGAACAUCUAAAGUUUCUCUGCCAAGUUUUUGUCUCCCCGAAGAAGCUAGAGAAUUGCAAGUCAGCCUUGAACAUUUUUGACCAUCUCUUGGCUGAGGAGUGCCUAAGUGAGGAAGAUCCCUUCUUCCUUGCAGAACUCCUGUAUACCAUCAAGCAGUUUUUGUUGCUGCGGCACCUUGACUACAGCAAAGAGCAAGUGGAGCAUUUGCUGCCCACUCGAAGGAGAAUUUCUCUGUUCAGAACCCUGCUAUAUGAACUGUCAGAAGAUAUCAACCAGGAGAACUUAGAGGAAAUGGUCUUCAUUCUGAAGGAUAUGAUUCCAAAAACCCCUAAGAGCUCUCUAAGUUUCCUGGCAUAUUUAGAGAAACAAGCUCUAAUAGAUGAAGACAAUCUGAACUUACUGGUGGAUCUCUUCAAAAACACUAAGCCUAUCCUUAUGAGAAAGAUAGAAAAAUAUAAAAAAGAGAAAGGUAACUCACUUAUGCUUGUUUCUUGUACCAUACCAUGGGAAUUCUUAAACCAGUAUCAAUUGUAUGAUAUUUACUCAUCAUGUAUAAUAUUAUUGGUCGUGUAUGAAAAGGCAGAAAUCUCCAUUUGUUCAUUCAACACAUAUUAAUUGAAUGUAUACUUUGUGCUUCUAAGGUAUAGCUUAGAACUAGGACAUAAUUCAAACCUGACUGCUUCACCAUGUACCAAUAUGAUAAAUAUUUGAAUUUUCCUGAAUAAGAGCAUAUUCAUGAAUCUUGUUACUCCAUGCCCCUAUUUUAAUUCAGUGAACUAAUCUAGUGUGCAAAUUUGGUUAAAAAUGAAACUAGCUGAAAAAAACACUCUAAGGAUUCUAUGAAAAAAUAUUUGAGGAACAGAAUAUA
Molecule: messenger RNA, 2552 nt
Organism: Talpa occidentalis (Iberian mole)
Lineage: Eukaryota; Metazoa; Chordata; Mammalia; Eulipotyphla; Talpidae
Product: caspase-10-like
Exons: 4
Coding region: 1595-2299 (234 amino acids)
Biological process (GO): negative regulation of extrinsic apoptotic signaling pathway via death domain receptors
Molecular function (GO): protein binding
Source: RefSeq, a predicted model, not a curated record